This is a messenger RNA of Etheostoma cragini (Arkansas darter), 2419 nucleotides long. RefSeq names its product N-terminal Xaa-Pro-Lys N-methyltransferase 1 (gene ntmt1). Gene Ontology annotation, molecular function: N-terminal protein N-methyltransferase activity. NCBI's taxonomy places the organism in Eukaryota, Metazoa, Chordata, Actinopteri, Perciformes, Percidae. Gene Ontology annotation, cellular component: cytoplasm. The record is from RefSeq and is a predicted model, not a curated record. The coding region runs from base 183 to 851 and encodes 222 amino acids. The transcript is spliced from 4 exons. Gene Ontology annotation, biological process: N-terminal protein amino acid methylation.
GUCGCUGCUGUCGCUUCUGCUCCCGGGAACCAAAUAAGGAAAUGACGUGCAGAUGUGCGUGUUCUCAAAUAGACAACCAUUAACUGUGUAUGUGGUCUAUGUAGACAACUGAGACUGACACCGACACCGGGUUUGUGAGAGGUAGAGGAGGGUGUGGGACCUGUCGCUGACACAAUACGAGGAUGGGUGACAUCACAGAAGUUGAGACAAGAUUCUACUCCAAUGCAGAGGACUACUGGAAGGAGGUCCCCCCCACAGUAGAUGGCAUGCUGGGAGGCUACGGCAGCAUCUCCAGCAUCGAUAUCAAUGGAUCCAAAGCUUUCCUGCAGAGGUUUCUUGGUGAAGGGGAAGGGAAGACGAGCACAGACUGUGCUCUGGAUUGCGGAGCAGGCAUCGGGAGGAUCACCAAGCGGUUACUGCUGCCUCUGUUCAAGACCGUAGACCUAGUGGACGUGACGCAGGAGUUUCUGGACAAAGCCAAGACAUACCUGGGCGAGGAGGGCAACAGAGUGGGGAAGUACCUUUGCAGCGGCCUGCAGGACUUUGUGCCAGAAAGUGGACGCUAUGAUGUCAUCUGGAUCCAGUGGGUUAUCGGCCACCUGACAGACGACCACCUGGUGGACUUCCUGCGGCGUUGCCAGAAAGCCCUGCGGCCGAACGGCCUCGUCAUCAUCAAGGACAAUGUGGCGUACGAGGGCGUGGUCCCCGACGAGGUGGACAGCAGCGUCUGCCGCGACUUAGACAUAGUUCACAGUCUGGUGGGCAGAGCGGGCCUCCGCAUUGUCCACGAGGAGCAACAGAUUAACUUCCCAAAGGAGAUCUACCAAGUCCACACACUGGCUCUCAGAUAGAACGGUUUCCUCCUCCACGGGACAGAGGGGGGGCUCGUACACAGGAUUUCUAAUGUGAAAAUGAUGUUUUUCUAGUCGGCUUAAAGUGACGGUUCAGAGUAACUUUACCCUACGAUCCUUUGCACCAAAAACCUCAAGCCAAACACGCCCCAAGACGCUUUUUUCACCUGGUUCUAACGUUGGGUCAGUUAGCUUAUCAGCUGGUUAGUUUAGUAUAGGCGCUAAUGGAACCAAGGGUGUAUCUGGUAAAUUACCUCACUUAUAAUGCCCAAAAUGAUACCAAACUUCUACAGUAGUACAAAUAUAUGUUAUGUACUCAUAAAAUGAUGGAUAGGGUAGUUUGUAAGUACACCAGGAGUUUUUUUUAAAUAACACUUGCCUGCUGGCUCCUCUGCAGAGCAUAGGGCCCUAGGGUGAAGUUACUCCUUUCCUUUAUCACUUUAAUAUCUGUUUGGAAAUGAUAUGCAGUGCGUUUGUGGAUCGUGUGUUGCUAACUCCAUGGAUUAGUCUUCUGUUUGACUCUUAUUGCAGCGUCAUCUCUUUCUGGGCUACCAGGCUUAAAGCUUUAGUGCGUCACCGUUUUAUUUUAAAGAACGUCCGUUGCAAUUAAGCCAUGCCAAAUGAGUUGCGUUUGGAGGUUGGGGGUGCGUGCGCAGUCACGGAAAGCUUGUAUCACGUGGUCAUGUCAAGUUUGGUUGUCAUUACUUAGAAUUCCUCAUGGUGGAGACAGACUCUACACACUAUAGCUGUAAGGUAAGGCUACAUUACACUGAAUAUUUGCUCAGACUUCCAUCUAAGAGACAAGUUCUAGCAUGUAUUUCCUGUGUCAGGUUAAAGUUUGACUGUGUGUUUGGAAAUACAGGGACCAUUGUCCACGUGCUGUUUCAUCACCAGACUACAGCAUCACUAUUAACACACCAGUUUGUAGUUCAGCAUCGCUGGGCUCCAUGUUUAUUUAUUACCCGUUUCAUCACGAGUAGGUUUUGUUAUGAAAUUAACAGUCAAGCGUCCUUGUUUGCCGUUUCAUUGAACAGAAAGCCAAAGUGACCUCACUCUUACUCCGUGUCCUCUGGAUUCAGCUGCAUCACAAUCUGGCUCCAUUGUCCGCUGGAAGCGGUUAAGAAGCGGAGCAUCUUCAAGCAGUCUAUUCUUAACAGGACACAUUUCCAAUGGUGUUGAGUAUUUUAUUGAUAUUUUUUAUGAUUGCAGGUCAAUAUGGCCACAAACUGUGUGGCUGUUUUAAGUAGGGAUGUUUCCGUCCACUCUCUUUUGGCCCCUGAGUCCAUACUUAGUUUGAUCAGAUACAAAUUUUGCAUAAAUGUUGAUUAAAUGUAACUGACAAAUUUGAAUAAUGAGAAGCUUUUACCUGAAUGUCUUGUGCACCGCUGUUUACUUAUAUAAGAGGUAAGGUAACAGCUUGGUUAACGGGCAGAACUAGGCUGGGGCUGGUGUAACCAUGUUCAAAUACCAGAAAAAUGAUCUCCUUCACAGCACCGCUCGGCAGUAAAUUGAUGUCAGACACUAGCUGCUCUUUUAUUUAAUUCAUUUAUAAACUAACAUAUUAAUCA